Molecule: messenger RNA, 1154 nt
Organism: Drosophila novamexicana
Lineage: Eukaryota; Metazoa; Arthropoda; Insecta; Diptera; Drosophilidae
Gene: Pex14
Product: peroxisomal membrane protein PEX14
Exons: 3
Coding region: 94-936 (280 amino acids)
Biological process (GO): protein import into peroxisome matrix, docking
Cellular component (GO): peroxisomal membrane; peroxisomal importomer complex
Molecular function (GO): signaling receptor binding
Source: RefSeq, a predicted model, not a curated record
GUAUUCAGCCAUUCCCAGCCCAAAACCCCUUGCUGCAUUAGCAUUUGGGUUUUCUGCUUCAAUAACAAAAUUGAAAUUAGCGUUAACAUUAAAAUGGCAAACAGCAACACGGACACCGGUGACACAACCAUACUGGCCACAACAAGUGCUUCUGUGCAGGAUUACAACCCCAAUUCUAUCGAUGGGGAGCCACUAGAGCCGCGCGAGUCGCUGAUAACCACAGCUGUUAGCUUUCUACAAAAUACCAAAGUUCGACACACAACACUCGUCCAGAAACAGCAGUUUCUUCGGUCCAAAGGUCUAACUGCGCAUGAGAUACAAUUGGCUUGCGAGCGGGCCGGUGUCUUUAGCCAAGAUCCAAACAAUCCCAAUACCGUUAUCAAUAUUGGCUCUCAGCUGGCGGUGCAGCCACAGCAAACUGCCUUUGGCAGACUGCGUGAGCUGUUGCACACGACAGCUUUGUUCAGCGGAGUCGUCUAUGCCAUAUUUUUGUUCUGGCGGAAAUACAUUGCGCCGUUUCUGUUUGGCAAGCCCAAGAGAAAACCCGUUGAGGAUGUCUUGGUAGACAUUGACAAGAAGGUAGAAGACCGCACAGAUGCGCUCAAUAAGGAGAUUACAUUGGUCAAGGACUUGAUUACACUGCAACAGAAGGAGCAUACCCAACAGAUGAAUCGUGAAUUCAACAAUUUCCGAUGUGAUUUGGAUGCCAUUAAGGGUUUGCUGCUAAAUCGCAAACAAUUUGCCGGACCUGUGCAGCCCAUUGCGGUGCCCUCGAUACCUGCUUGGCAGUUGGCCGGUUCGCCGCAUCAUCAUCGCCAUAGCAACAAUAGCCAGUCGGAUGACAAUGAAAAGCCCGAUGAUGCUGGCUCCGGUUCGGGCUCCUCCGAAACUGAGGUAGUAACCAAGAACAGUGAUUCUAGCUUAGAGAUCAUGUAAAAGGCAUGACAAGGCUUAUAUAACUUGGCUUCAUAUAUACAUGUAUACUUUAUAUAUGUAUAUUGUAUAUGAAAAAUUUGCUGCUUCAAGUAAUCAUUGUAAAUUGAAUUAAUAACAUUUAGAAGGUUUGCGUUUAAGCACUUAGGUUUAAUUGUCAACGGCUUAUCCAUAUCCAUAAUUGCUACCAAAAGUUAACUCACACAUAUAUACAGUACGAA